This is a messenger RNA of Oncorhynchus nerka (sockeye salmon), 4388 nucleotides long. RefSeq names its product NLR family CARD domain-containing protein 3-like. Gene Ontology annotation, biological process: intracellular signal transduction. The record is from RefSeq and is a predicted model, not a curated record. Lineage: Eukaryota; Metazoa; Chordata; Actinopteri; Salmoniformes; Salmonidae. Gene Ontology annotation, molecular function: protein binding.
AAUGACUCUCUCUGGGGAGAGAGAGGAGGGGGUCCCUGCCUCUAAAAUGAGUCUCUCUGGGGAGAGAGAGGAGGGGGACCCUGCCUCCAAAAUGAGACUCUCUGGGGAGAGAGAGGAGGGGGACCCUGCCUCCAAAAUGAGACUCUCUGGGGAACAUGACACCACAGCUAAAAGCCCAAUCAAGCAGGAGAGACCAGCCUCCCCUGUGCCCAGCGGUCUGUCCAUGAAGAGUGAGCGGUCUAUGGGUACACCUAUAUUGUUUAGAGAGGGAGACGUUUCUACUGAACAAAGAAACCAACAGGAGAGAUCAGAGUCAGAGAUUCUCAGUGGUCAGUCUUCCCAGAGUCAGCAAACAGACCUGGCCUCCAUAUUCAGUUUGCUUGAAGAGAAUAUUAUGACAUUUGUAAAGAACGAGCUGAAGAUGUUCAAGAGGAUUCUUAGUCCAGAACUCUCACAAGGCUUUGAGAGUCAGAAGCAGGAUAAGGAAGUGGAUGCUGAAGAUGAGAAGCAGGAGAGCAGUGCCAGAGAGGGGGCUCUGAAGAUCACACUGCACGUCCUGAGGAAAAUGAACCAGAAGGAGCUUGCUGACACACUGGAGAAAAAUGAGCUUGCUGUGAUUUGCCAACGUGAACUCAAAUCUAAUCUGAAGAAGAAGUUUCAAUGUGUAUUUGAGGGGAUCGCUAAACAAGGAAACCCAACACUUCUCAAUAAGAUCUACACAGAGCUCUACAUCACAGAGGGUGGAACAGGAGAGGUCAAUAAUGAACAUGAGCUGAGACAGAUUGAGACAACAACCAGGAAACAAGCAAGACCAGAGACUGCAAUCAAAUGUAACGACAUCUUCACACCCUUAACUGGACAAGACAAACCUAUCAGAACUGUGCUGACAAAGGGAGUCGCUGGCAUUGGAAAAACAGUCUCUGUGCAGAAGUUCAUUCUGGACUGGGCUGAAGGAAAAGCAAAUCAGGAUGUCCAAUUUGUUUUUUCCUUCCCUUUUCGGGAGCUGAAUUUGAUGAAAGAGAAAAAACACACUUUGAUUGAACUUCUCUAUCACUUCUCAAUGGAAACCAAAGAAUCAAGAAUCUCCAAAUACGACAAGUACAAAAUUCUGUUCAUCUUUGAUGGUCUGGAUGAGUGCCGACUCCCCCUAGACUUCCAGAAGAACAAGAUAUGUUGUGACGUCACCAAGUCAACCUCAGUGGAUGUUCUGCUGACAAAUCUCAUCAAGGGAAAUCUGCUUCCCUCUGCUCUCCUCUGGAUAACUACCCGACCUGCAGCAGCCAAUAAGAUUCCUUCAGGGUGUGUUGACCAGGUGACAGAGGUACGAGGGUUUAAUGACCCACAGAAGGAGGACUACUUCAGGAAGAGAUUCAGUGAUGAGGAUCUGGCCAGCAGAAUCAUCUCACACAUAAAGACAUCAAGGAGCCUCCACAUCAUGUGCCACAUUCCAGUCUUCUGUUGGAUUUCUGCAACAGUCCUUGAACACAUGUUGAAAUAUAAGAGAGAAGAGAUGCCCAAUACUCUGACUGAGAUGUACACACACCUUGUGGUGUUUCAUACAAAACAGAAGAAUGAAAAGUAUCUUGGGAAAGAAGAGAGAGGUCCAGACUGGAAUAAAGAGAGCAUUCUGUCACUGGGAAAACUGGCUUUUCAACAGCUUGUGAAUGGCAAUCUGAUUUUCUAUGAAGAAGACCUGAAAGAGGCUGGCAUUGAUGUCAAUGAAGCCUCAGUGUACUCAGGAUUGUGCACACAGCUCUUUAAAGAGGAAUGUGGGCUGUACCAGGACAAGGUGUACUGCUUUGUGCAUCUGAGCAUUCAGGAGUUUCUGGCUGCUGUAUAUGUGUUCCUCUCAUUCAGCAACAACAAUGAGAAUCUUAUGGCCGAACCUCAAACAACAUCCAGCAACGAUUGUCUACUGAAGACAGAAGUUACUGUCUACAAGAGUGCUGUGGAUAAAGCCUUACAAAGUGAGACGGGAAACCUGGACCUUUUCCUCCGCUUCCUUCUGGGCCUCUCACUGGAGUCCAAUCAGAAGCACUUACGAGGUCUACUGACAAAGACAAUAAGCAGCUCACAGAGUCAUGAAGAAACAGUCAAGUACAUCAAGGAGAAGAUCAGUGAAAAUCCCUCUCCAGAGAGGUGCAUCAAUCUGUUCCACUGUCUGAAUGAACUGAAUGACCAUUCUCUAGUGGAGGAGAUCCAAAGCUACCUGAGAUCAGGAAGUGUCUCCAGUGAUGAACUCUUACCUGCACAGUGGUCAGCUCUGGUCUUUGUGUUGCUGACUUCAGAAAAGGAGCUGGAUGUGUUUGACCUGAAGAAAUACUCCAGAUCAGAGGAAGGUCUUCUGAGGCUGCUGCCAGUGGUCAAAGCCUCCAGAGCUGCUCUGUUGUCAGGCUGUGGUGUCACAGAGGAAGGCUGUGCUUCUCUGGUCUCAGCUCUGAAGUCAAACCCCUCACACCUGAGAGAGCUGGAUCUGAGUAACAAUGACCUGAAGGAUUCAGGAGUGAAGCUGCUCUUUGCUGGACUGGGGAAUCCCCACUGUAAACUGGAGACUCUGAGGCUGUCAGGCUGUGGAGUCACAGAGGAAGGCUGUGCUUCUCUGGUCUCAGCUCUGAGGUCAAACCCCUCACACCUGAGAGAGCUGGACCUGAGUAACAAUGACCUGAAGGAUUCAGGAGUGAAGCUUCUCUCUGAUGGACUGGGGAAUCCCCACUGUAAACUGGAGACUCUGAGGCUGUCAGGCUGUCUAGUCACAGAGGAAGGCUGUGCUUUUCUCGUCUCAGCUCUGAGGUCAAACCCCUCACACCUAGAGCUGGAUCUGAGCUACAAUCACCCAGGAGACUCAGGAGUCAGACUGCUCUCUGCUAGACUGGAGGAUCCACACUGCAGACUGGAGAAACUCAAUGUGGAACAUGGUGGAGAGUACACAAUGAAUCCUGGGCUUAGAAAAUAUGCAUGUGAUCUCACACUGGACCCAAACACAGUAAACAGACUCUCUCUGUCUGAGGAGAACAGAAAGGUGACACGUGGGAGAGAGGAUCAGCCAUAUCCUAAUCACCCAGAGAGAUUUGGCUACAGGAAGCAGGUGCUGUGUAGAGAGGGUCUGACUGGGUGCUGUUACUGGGAGGUAGAGUGGAGUGGGAGAAGGGCUGCUAUUGGAGUGACAUAUAAAGGAAUCAGCAGGAGAGGAGAGUGUGAGGACAGUCUGAUUGGAUGGAAUGACAAGUCCUGGAGUCUGGUCUGCUCUGACAACCUUUAUACGGCCUGGCACAAUAAUAAUACCACUCUCAUAGCCGUCCCCCCCUCCAGCUCCCACAGAGUAGGAGUGUAUCUGGACUGGCCAGUCGGCUCUCUGUCCUUCUACAGAGUCUCCUCUGACUCACUGACCCACCUGUACACAUAUCACACCACAUUCACUGAGCCCCUCUAUCCAGGGUUUCUGGUUUAUGACUCCUCAGUGUCCCUGUGUCAGGAGGUCCCUGUGUCAGGAGGUCCCUGUGUCAGGAGGUCCCUGUGUCAGGAGGUCCCUGUGUCAGGAGGUCCCUGUGUCAGGAGGUCCCUGUGUGAAACACAACUUGGACCUGCUGAGGUCUGAGCGCGACUUCUGUUUGUUGUUGGGAGCUGGAAGCUGAACGAGAGGUUUAUUGUUUUUGUAAAGCUGACCGUGUUUUUAUAUUGUUUUAUUUUAUGAUCCUGCAGCACUGUUGGGCUUAGUUGCUGUGACUGCUGCUGUCUGUCCCGGGUAUUGUAAUGUUUUUAAAAUUGUAUAAACUGCCUUAAUUUUGCUGGACCCCAGGAAGAAGAGAUGCUGCCUUGGCAGCUAAUGGGGAUCCACAAUAAAUACAAACACAAAAUAAAAAUACAACAUGGCGUUUCCCUUUAAUCAUGGUUCAGUAUGACAUCAUGGUUCAGUAUGACAUCAUGGUUCAGUACGACAUCAUGGUUCAGUACGACAUCAUGGUUCAGUACGACGUCAUGGUUCAGUACGACAUCAUGGUUCAGUACGACAUCAUGGUUCAGUACGACAUCAUGGUUCAGUAUGACAUCAUGGUUCAGUAUGACAUCAUGGUUCAGUACGACAUCGUGGUUUAGUACGACACUCUUAGAACAGCUCUCUAGUGUGUAAAUGAUUGUAAAUAUUCAUGAAUAAACACCAUUGACGUUGACAGACAUUGUCAUUAAUAGAAUGAAUCACCACACUGUGUUGUAAAAACUGUUUUCAUUUAGAAAUCACUGAUCUUGUUGUUAUUGGACUUCUUGGUGUUUGUAAAUAUUGUUGUCUGUAGAAUGUUUAUUUGUCAAAUUCUUGACACAACAAUCUUGUUUGUAUUUAAACUCAAUUCCACUGAAUGUAAUGUACAUGUGACAGAUGUGACUAAUAAAGUUAA